ACCCGCGUCGUCCCUGUCGCCGCGGUCAUCGUCGGUGAUUAAUCGUCGUCGGGAAAGCGGUCUGUCGCCGUGCACUUGACAUCUGCCGGACUUUUAAAAACCCGACGGAUUUUAAUCUCGGAAGCCGCCCAGCGAUCCACACUUGUAAUUUUCUUUUGCACCGCCUUUUUGCAACUAUAGGUUUGUUUUCUGUUCCCGCGCUGGUGAACUAGUGCAGUAAGCUUGAAUGAGAAAAAAUAUACUUGUCCUACUAUCUAAUUUAUUGCACUAGUUCACCAGUGUAGCAACAGGAAACAAGCCUUAUGUGUUUUAGAUCAGAGAAAUUUUAAUAUGUGUAAAAUUUCAGGAGCCGCCUGCCUCUCUCUCUCUCUCUCUCUCUCUCUUUCUCUCGCAGCCGAUCGGUGGAGUGUAAGGAACGCUGUACGUUGAGGAGAAAAAAAACCCGAUGGAUUUUAAUCUUGGAAGCCGCCAGCGAUCCACACUCGUAAUUUUCGCGGCUCUUUUGCACCACCUUUUUGCAACUAUGUGUUUUAGAUCAGAGAAAUUUUAAUGUGUGUAAAAUUUCAGGAACCACCUGCCCCCCUCUCUCUCUCUCUCUUUCUCUCGCAGCCGAUCGGUAGAGUGCAAGGAACGCUGUACGUUGAGGAGGACGAUGAUAUUUUUGUGGGAAGCCUCGCGAAACCCGGUUCGGAAACUACUCGGGGAAAUGGGUCACGGGAACGCGCGACGGUGUUCAAAGGAGCCGAUCCGCGACGGCCGAAAGUGGCGAGACCGAGACGCAGCUGCUGGACAGUGAACCUGCCACCUGCGUGCGUGUAACUUGUACGUAUACGUGUGUUAACACCGGUGGGGUACGUGACCCCACCUCCGUCCGCGCAUCAGGGACUAUCACUGCCUGCCCACCUUAUUCAGGAGAUCAUCUUCCCGAGUAAAAGCCGAGUACUGAACGAGCGUGGGCACAGACAGCAUCAUGCGCUUGGUAGCCCUAACAAUUGUAGUAGCCUGCCUCAGUCUGGCUAGGUCUCAGAAGUCUGAGAUCUCAGCUAAGGGUCUUGAAAUUCCACCGCCUCCGGUAAAACUCGACAAAAAUCUACGGCAAGCGUUGCUGAGAGCGCUGACGGAACUAGAGGCCGAGUCCGUGGAGCAACGACAGGACGAAGAUGAAAAGUCGCUCAUUAUGACCGUCGAAAAGUCUUUCGACGAUGUGGUGAAGAAGAACCUGAACAAUAACAUCGGCGUGAUACCGAAGGCCUCCUUCUCGUUCGACGGCUUUCCGGGGGACGAGGAAAUCCCCAACGAGGAGAAGUUGCAGAAUUCGAGCUUUUUCGAGCUGAAGAGGUACGUUUCGGCGAACACGUCGGGGAUGAUCGAAAAAGCGAGUUACGACGACGCCAGAAGCUUCCACGUGCAGAACGUGAUUCUGCUAGAUAAGAGUACAACGCCGCGUAUCGAGUCUAAAACGGACCCGCUGGAGGCGAAGACUCUGAAAGCUUCCGCGGUCACGUCCGCGGUUAGCAAGGUAGAGAGUAUCACGCUGAAACCGAUUACGCAACUGUCAGAGAGCUUGACCCAAAGCGCCAGCAACGGGAUUACCGGUGCCAACGCGCUGAUCGUACCAAAACCGACUGCAUCUAGUCCGACAGUUCCGCCCAGGAGCAAUGUCACUUCGUCUUCUAGCGCCAACAAGGAAAGGGCUCAAGCGGAGGAAGUGAAAAUUUUCCAGGCGCCUCUAGUGGCGGCCUUCACGGUGCAGCAGGAUGAGCUUGGUAUACCGAAGAGCAUCGUGCCGAUUUACAGGCAAUUAAACGAUGGACAGGCUUUGACUCUUCAAGAACAAUUGGAGUUUAAGCAGAAAUUGCUGGAGCAGCAGCUGGUGGAGCUGCAGCAGCAGCAGUUCCAGCAGACGCAGUUUCUCGUCAGGCAACGUCAGCUCUACGAUCAGCAGUUGAAGCAGAAACAGCAGCAACUGUACCUUCAGGAACAGGCUAGAAUCAAGCAAUUUGAGGAACAGGCUAAAAUCAAACAGUUGGAGGAACAGCGGUUGAAGCAGCUGGAGGACCAGAGGCUCUUCCGCUUGCACCAACCCAAUCAUUUCCCAUUGCUGCAGAAGCCGCACAUAUUCGAACAGUCGAACGUGUUGCCGCUUCAGCCGCCUCAACCGCCUCAAUCGCCCGUUGAGCCUACGGUUCAUUUUCAGCCUAGCGUGUCCCUGGAGGUCCCCAGCGUCGCGGCGCCGCCGUUAUUCCGCACCAACUAUCAAGAGCAGUUACAUUUCCAGCAGUUCCGUCAGCAACCCCAACCGCAGCCCCAACCCCAACCACAGCCCCAACCCCAGCAGCAGCGAUUGCAGCAGAAUUUCGUUUCGUUUCCUACCGACUUCCAGCCGCCCGUGGUGCCGCCCACCAGAUUUAACAGGCAGGAGGCCUUUAACGCCGUCGGCAAUUUCGGUUUCAACCUGGAUAACAAGCAACCGCCUCCGUCGAGGAACACGUUCAACUUCAACGCGCUACCGAGAAACCAAAAUACAAUCCCUACGUUCGUUUACAAUCCCUACGUGCAGUUCAGGCAGAUCCCGACAAGGGGGCAGACACCCGCGAAGCAGAUCCAACGUCUGAUUUACCAGUCGGGAGUCGCUGGUGAGUUGGGCAACGUGCAGGGCCCGGGUGACGAGGACCUCAACAUCGUGUCCAAGGUAUUGGCGCUGAACGUUGGCGCGCUACCCAACAAGAACUAUCAAUUCAUCACGAACAAUCGCGGCAAAUUGGGCAGCGCGUGAACAGACAGAUGGACGUAUCGAUGUAAAACUCCGACGAGUCGUGUAAAUCACUACAGGACGAUAUUAGCAAGGUGAAAUCGAGCUCUCUCCUUUUCUCUCUGUCUCUUCUUCCUCUCUUUCGUCCCCCGUCCAUUUUCUUUCCAUCUUGGCCUACUCCUAACGCGGAUACCCUCUAAUCUCUUGAAACUUUGACAUUGAAACACACACACACACGCGCGCGCAUCGGCGACAAAGGCCGGACAUCAUCGCGGAUUUUGCAGGCACACGCAAACCUACACACAAGUACACGUGAAGAACGGUUAUUCAUAGCUCGCGAGAGGCCGCGGGAUGACUCGGUAAAUUCAACAGUGCGCGAGUCAUGACGAUAGUAACCUUGAACACCAGCAUCCAAGUGAAAUCGAAUCGUUUUGCCCUCGGUGAGUUACCUCCGCGAAAUUUUACUCUCCGUCGCAUCUCCGACGACCGAUAGAAGCGUGAGACAAACGCUGCGGAAUAGGCGCUUCAGGGAGGCGGGAGGAUCGGCAUAACGAGGAAGCUGUUCCUUUAGCGGGCGUAUUAAUUACGAUUGUAUGUAUCUUAAAACAAGGGCCUUCCCGUGCCCGAUUGCGCAAGUUCGCACUGGCUGGUUCGCGUGACGCAGAACACUGUAUAUAAUUGUGUGACUCCAGCCCCGCUUCCUUGUCCCUUUUGAUUUUCUCUUCCAUUCUUGAUACAGCGCUCACGACGCGAGCACUGCCAGCCUCGUCGAUAUAAUAGCAAGAGCACGCUCAAUGGCAGAGAAUGCGAAGAAGCACGUAAUCAUAAAACGUAACCGUAGCAAUAAGCGUAUUUAUGUUAACAGGAGGAGGAUUAAUCCACGCGCUUGACGUGACAGGCAAGGAAGGCGGAAAUCUCUCGCCGGGCCCUGGUGAAAAUUUUUCUCAGAAUUCUCAUGCGAAUUGGUACACUUUUCGGAGAUACUGAAAAAGGUCCGCUCCUUUUCUUAGAAUUUUUCACAUGUAUAUGUGAAUAUUCUGAGAUACAUAAAUGUUUGAAAUUAUAGAAUGGAAAAUUUCAGAAUUUGUAUGAAAAAUUCUAGAAAAGAUAUCAACUUUCUCGGUACUUUUGAAAAGUGUUUCGACUUUUUUGUACAAAAUUACAAAAUUAUUGAAAAGAUGUUAGAAAUUCUGAAAUUUGCCUAAAACUUAUGAAGCCUGAGAAAAAAUUUCACCAGGGGGCUCGCAUUAGUUAUAUUAUUACGUUCCACUUGGGUUUGACGCUCGAGGCGUUCGAGAAAGAAAAGUAUUCUCGGCAAAACUACGACUUUGCCAAAUUCUUCCUUCAAGUAAAUCUGUAAUAUGUUAUUUCUCGUGUCGAAUUUCUAACGCGUGCGGCUAACACAAAUUACUUAUUCUCUACGAAAAAAUUAAUUAAUCCGCCUAAUUACUUCUUCAGAGAAAUCGUUGCACAAAAAACAAACCAGUCAAGUCCAAGUUCAUCAAAGAUCAAAACUCUGUUGUUGAUUAAUUGACGUUUUACAACCGUGUGUAUGUGUGUGUGUGUGUGUUGAGUUUUAAUGAUUAGUUCUAACGAGAUGCUCGCACAUAUAUGCGCGUACAAACGCACACACGGGAACUCGUACGGGAUCAGGGGUCUCGCGAAGUCGUGCAUCGAGCCGCGCAUCGGGAUUGAAAACGCUUCUUCGACUGUAAAUAAACUUUCCCCGGCGGGUACCACACAAUGCCGACGAGGAAGCCGCCGACGCGAGAGACACAUCUCUCGCGCGCGUAUAUACGUGUAUGUCCUCAAUUUCACAAACGUUUGGCACAGAUCCGUGAUUUCACCCGGCGGGCGAAUCGGCGAAUCUCGUGGGACAUCGGCGUCUCCUCUUGUCUUGAUUUAAAAAAAAAAUAAAAAAUUCGGCUCAAUUUAUAGGCAGUCACAAUUAAUUUGGCCGGCGUCACGUCCGUCCGGUAUCGUCGUGAUCGGCAAACGAAGGCGCCAUUAUAACUUAUCUCUUUAUUCCCCGCAUAAAUUAUAUGCGUCCCACGUAUAUUUACUCGCGCUGGAAAGAAUGCAUUCUGCCAUUCUUCCUCUCGUAAAUUCUCUCCACGGUAAUCCGAUAGCAUCGCGGCUCAUCUCCGCGGCGUUAUUUAUUUCUAUUCGAUGUUCGAGUGCCGCACGAAUUAGUAGAGCCCGACGCCGCGAAUGAAUAAUGAUAGAUUCGCAUUGAUUAAAGAUUUAAGCUUUGUCUCGAAACUGAAAUCAACUGUUGGAUGCGAUGCACCUUCGGCGAGAGUGACUGCGUGAGCGAAAGUUGAUGGCGAUUCGUUCAUAAAUGCGAGUCCUUUACGAGCGCUAGGUAAAGCUUGCGCGACUGAACGUAACAUUAAAAUAAAAUAACAUUAAAAUUAAAUAUAGAUAGUGUUAGACGUGUAAUUUGCUUAUAAUUUAUCUGACGCUGGAUUGUACGAAUUCUUGUGUAUAAAUGUUAAUAAACUAAUUUGUUUACA
Vollenhovia emeryi is the source of this 5268-nucleotide messenger RNA. Its product is annotated as protein piccolo-like. The transcript has 3 exons. The record is from RefSeq and is a predicted model, not a curated record. NCBI's taxonomy places the organism in Eukaryota, Metazoa, Arthropoda, Insecta, Hymenoptera, Formicidae. Bases 971 to 2776 code for a protein of 601 amino acids.